Colletotrichum orchidophilum is the source of this 684-nucleotide messenger RNA. RefSeq lists its product as uncharacterized. The transcript has 3 exons. The record is from RefSeq and is a predicted model, not a curated record. The coding region runs from base 1 to 684 and encodes 227 amino acids. Lineage: Eukaryota; Fungi; Ascomycota; Sordariomycetes; Glomerellales; Glomerellaceae.
AUGAACUCCGCGAGAGACUUCGAAGUGGAGACGCCGAUUGAAAAAAUGAUCAAGACCUACAGCGACUUUUCAAAGGACCAUAUUUUUCCUCGUUUUAAUCAGGUUGACGAUGAAGUCAGUUUCCACCACGAUGAAGGCUAUUUCAACGACACGAUAAACUGGUGUCUUUUUGCCGAGAUUAUAGAAGCCGAGACCAUUAUCCGCUUGCGCCUGGUCUGUAGCGACGAAAACAAAAGAGACUUCGUUGUCGCCUUUUACCCAGGCCAAGGUGUGCCGGUCGAUCCUCGUCCGUACAAGGUCGGACACACUAUUGCAAUACUGAACGCCAAAUCCAAAACUUUCUUGGAUCAAACCGAUGGCAUUCGCGUGGAGAAGCUAGAGACUUGUCGGGCCUUUCCCAUCAAAUUGGCAGACUUGUACCUUUUGAACACAGAGCUCAUUAAGUACACUCGAGGAAUUGACGAGAGAAAGGGAACUCAGCAGUGCCAUGCCUGUGACAAGAAAGGCCAGAAGCUCAAGAAGUGCGGCGGCUGCGGCUAUUACUACUAUUGCGAUGCGGCUUGCCAGAAGACGGCUUGGGAGGCCAAGGGCCACAAAAAGGCCUGCAAGGUCCUCAAGAAUCCUAACAUGAAGAUGUUGUUGAAUCUAGGAAUCGCCACCGAAACUGUCCAGUUCAAAGACUGA